Molecule: messenger RNA, 1026 nt
Organism: Cryptococcus wingfieldii CBS 7118
Lineage: Eukaryota; Fungi; Basidiomycota; Tremellomycetes; Tremellales; Cryptococcaceae
Exons: 3
Coding region: 1-1026 (341 amino acids)
Source: RefSeq, a predicted model, not a curated record
AUGCGCCUCCCUCUAGACAUCUACCAAGAAGACCAAAGUGCUGGAACACCCUCCGCAUACUCUCCUUCAGAUCCAGAGUCUGAACCCGAGUCGCCCCCUCCCAGACGAGGUUCAAAGCGCAAGCGAACAGCAGGCAGCUCAACACACCGCAGACGACGCUCGCCCUCACAGUCCUCGGAUGACUCUGUCUAUGCGGUAGCCCAGAUCCUGGCCAGGUCUCUAAACAAGUGGCGCAAUCCAGACACCAAACAAUUCGAACUCCGUUACCUUGUGAGGUGGGAAGGGUAUGGCCCGGCUGACGAUACGUGGGAGCCGAUCUCUAGCUUGAUGGAAGGGUCGCAAAGCUUGAUAGAUGAGUUUGAAGAUUUCGGCAAGUCCCCGGCAAGUAUCCCGACCGGUGCUAAUCGAUGCUCAGAGUACCACCCGUUUGCCAUCCUGUCGUCCAGGACUAUUCCGUCAAAAGCCGCAUCUUAUCUUGUACGCUACGGCCUCGCGUCCCUCGACACCCCACCGUCUCCGCUAUACGACAAGGUCUGGCAUACUGCGUCCCAGAUUCACCGUAUCGCUGGGAUCCCAAAGAACAUCGUGGAAACAGCCAUAAGAGACUUUGAAGACGAGCAAGUCGCGGAGGACAGCAUCGCUGUCCGGGGCGCAAGCCCGAGAAGACUACAGCUGUUGAAGAAACAGUGCAUACUCGACAUUCUCACUCGAGAAGAGCAAGGGGACCAGAAAGGCUCGUCUUUGCUGUAUCAUGUCAGGUGGAGGGACAAGAUGAAACUGAAAGAGGAGUGGAUGGACUAUGAGCAGAUUGUAUUCACAUUUGAAGAAGACGGCGUGCUGUUUGUCAAAAAGUGGGAGACUGAAAAGGGGUUCAAGCGGCGGCGGAGCCAGGAGGGCACGUCUAUAAAGAAGGAAAGCAGUAGAAAUACAAAGCCAGUCAAGAGAGAAGCGUUAAGCGAGUAUGAGAUGGAGAGACUCGAAAACAUCAGAGCGAACAGGGAGCUCAUGAAGGAGUUGGGACUCUAG